AUGUGGGUGCUUGGUGUAGCCAUGACCAAAGACAUAGAAGAGGAGUUGAGUGAGACUGAUGAGGAUGAGCCAAGUGAUGAGACUGCCGUAAGAGAGAGAUGUGAAGCUGAGGAUACUGAAGAGAACCAGAACCAGAGUGAGACAUCAUGUGAGCCAACCAGUGUGUGGAGUGGACCAACUACUAGAUCAAGGCUGAGAGAACAAGAGGAGAGGCUCCAGGAGAUAGCCAAAAUCGUGGGAACAAUGAGUGAAGAGAGACGAGAUGGAAAGCAACCAGAGGGUUCAGGAGAACCGGCUGUCCAGCAAAUCAACCUCAACCAAGUUCAAUUUGAGGCUAUGAUGGCUGAGAUAACCAGAAGAAUGCAAAAUACUUACAGCCUUGCUCAACAAGCUAAUGACAACUUACCUGGUGUUAAUGCAGGGCAAGAGAGGGACGCGGUUGCUGCUGGAGCUCAGAGAGCACGCAUUGGACCUAUAAGAGGGCCACGAGUGGAGAUUGGGGGUCGUGGGGUUUAUGGAGAACAUUAUCAAGAAGAUUCAACUGAUGAAAGUGAUGAUGGAUCUCAGGCUAGUCAGCGUGGUAGAAACUACAACCGCAGGCGACCAGCUACUGAUAACCUAGGAAAUCUCAAGCUUAGAAUCCCUCCAUUCCAUGGAAAGAAUGAUCUUGAUGCUUACUUAGAGUGGGAGAAGAAGAUUGAACUGGUUUUCAAUUGCCAGCAGCUCACUGAGGAGAGAAAAGUGAGACUAGCAGCUACUGAAUUCUGUGGAUAUGCUAUUAGCUGGUGGGAUCAGAUUGCUACUACCAGGAGACGCAAUGGAGAGCCUCAAGUAGCUUCCUGGUUUGAGAUGAAAACUGUGAUGAAGAAGAGAUUUGUUCCUAAUCACUAUGGAAGAGAUCUACACCAGAAGUUGAGAAGGCUUUCUCAAGGGUCUAAGAGUGUAGAGGACUAUCACCAGGAGAUGGAAACACUCAUGUUAAAAGCUGAUUUAGAAGAAGGUGUAGAAGCUACUAUGGCAAGAUUCCAAGGAGGUCUUAACAGAGAUAUACAAGAUAGGUUGGAGCUACAAGAAUAUGAGGACAUGGAUGAACUGCUACAUAAAGCUAUUUUGAUUGAGCAGCAGAACAAGAGGAAGAGCUCUACCCGGUCUUCAUACACUCCUACUUCAAAACCGGCCUACUCCAGGGAAGAUAAGCCAGGGGAUAAGUCCAAGGACGGUUCUUCUUCAGUAGAGACCAAGAGAGAUGACAAGGGUAAAGGAGUAGCCACAUCUACUAAGACCAGGAACAUUAAGUGUUACAAGUGUCAUGGCUUUGGCCACUAUGCUAAUGAGUGCACCAACAAGAAGGUGAUGACUAUCUUAGCCAACGGGGAGGUGAUAUCUGAAGAGGAGGACGCCGGCCAAGAGUCAGAUGAGGAAGGCGUGGAGUACCCUGUCCGUGGAGAGCUACUAGUCACCAGGAGACUUCUCAAUGCUCAACCUAAAGCCAAAGAAGAUGAGCAAAGGGAAAACUUGUUUCACACCAGAUACUUGGUUCAAGAGAAGGUUUGCAGCUUGAUCAUUGAUGGAGGAAGCUGUACUAAUGUAGCAAGUGCUGAGUUGGUGGAGAAGUUGGGUCUUCAAGUGUUCAAGCAUCCUAAACCAUAUCUCUUGCAAUGGAUCAAUGACGAGGGUGGAUUACAGAUCACCAAGCAAGUGAAGGUCUUGCUAUCAGUGGGAAAGUACCAGGAUGAGAUCACUUGUGAUGUAGCACCCCUUGAAGCUAGCCACAUCCUUCUUGGACGUCCAUGGCAGUAUGAUAAGAGAUCAGUACAUGAUGGCUUUACCAACAGAUACACUUUUAUCCAUAAGGAGAAACAAGUUACCCUGGCGCCAAUGACCCCUCAGGAGGUACACCAGGAUCAGAUGCAUCUCAAAAAGAAGAGAGGAGAGUCCAAGGCCGCCAGCAAGUCCUUGCUUCUUGAAGAGACCAGCCAGGUAAGUAAACUCAACCUCUUUGCUACUGCUAAAGAUAUCAAAACUGCUAUGAUUGAACAAUCAAAUUUGAUACUAGUGGUUUAUAAAGAAUUGUUGAGCUCUACUACUAACCCUGCUCCUGAGAUUCCAGAGGAGAUUGAGUGCCUUUUGCAGGAGUAUAGAGAUGUGUUCCCAGAGGACAAUCCAAUAGCAUACAGGACCAACCCUGUGGAGACCAAGGAGCUUCAGAAACAAGUCAAUGAGCUAAUGGAGAAGGGACAUAUCAGGGAGAGUAUGAGUCCUUGUGCUGUACCUGUCCUCUUGGGCAUACAGGUUGAUGAGGAAAAAGUGAAAGCUAUCAGGGAGUGGCCGACUCCUAAAUCUAUUGGAGAGGUCAGAAGUUUUCAUGGACUUGCUGGCUUCUACAGGAGGUUUGUGAGAGAUUUCAGUACGGUUGCAGCACCACUGACUGAAGUGAUCAAAAAGAGUGUAGGUUUCACUUGGGGACCAACCCAAGAAGAGGCCUUUCAAAUGCUAAAAGAGAAGUUAACAAGUGCUCCUUUACUUGCACUUCCUGACUUUUCUAAAACUUUUGAAAUUGAAUGUGAUGCAUCUGGUAUUGGAAUUGGAGCUGUGUUGAUGCAGGAUAAGAAACCCAUAGCUUACUUCAGUGAGAAACUAGGAGGCGCCACCUUGAACUAUCCUACCUAUGACAAGGAGCUGUAUGCCUUGGUGAGAGCUUUACAAGUGUGGCAACAUUACUUGUGGCCUAAGGAGUUUGUGAUCCAUACAGAUCAUGAAUCCCUUAAACAUCUCAAAGGGCAACAGAAGCUGAACAAGAGACAUGCCAGAGAAUCUGAGAAACAUGCUAGUGGAAAAUUCUACCAAGUAAAGGGAUUUCUUUUCUAUGAUAACCGCCUGUGUGUUCCUAGUGGUUCUUUGAGAGAAUUGUAUGUUAGGGAAGCUCACGCAGGAGGGCUGAUGGGACACUUUGGAGUCGCCAAAACACUCUCCACCUUGCAAGAGCACUUCUACUGGCCGAGUAUGAAGAAAGAAGUGGAGCGUGUGUGCUCAAGGUGUGUCGUGUGCAAACAAGCCAAGUCUAAGGUCCAACCAACAGGUUUGUAUACACCUCUCCCUAUUCCUACUGCACCAUGGAUUGAUAUCUCUAUGGACUUUGUCUUAGGAUUGCCUAGAACUAAGAAAGGAAGAGAUAGUAUCUUUGUGGUCAGGAAGAACAUUGAGGAGAGGACCAAGAUGUAUGAGAGACAGAAGAACAAGGGGCGUAAGGAGCUAGUACUUGAACCGGGUGAUCUUGUGUGGAUUCACAUGAGAAAAGAGAGGUUUCCGGUGGAGAGGAAAUCAAAGUUGCUACCAAGGAAAGAUGGACCCUUCAGAGUGCUAAAGAGAAUCAACAACAAUGCCUACCAGAUCGAUCUUGAAGGGAAAUACACAGUCAGAGGAGGGGAUGGUGUAGCCAUGACCAGAGACAUAGAAGAGGAGCUGAGUGAGACUGAUGAGGAUGAGCCAAGUGAUGAGACUGCCGUAAGAGAGAGAUGUGAAGCUGAGGAUACUGAAGAGAACCAGAACCAGAGUGAGACAUCAUGUGAGCCAACCAGUGUGUGGAGUGGACCAACUACUAGAUCAAGGCUGAGAGAACAAGAGGAGAGGCUCCAGGAGAUAGCCAAAAUCGUGGCAACCAUCUCUGUCGCCAAUCCACAGGCUCAGGGAGACGACCACAGUUCAAAGGAGAGCUAG
Messenger RNA from Brassica napus (rape), 3717 nucleotides. RefSeq lists its product as uncharacterized. The record is from RefSeq and is a predicted model, not a curated record. The transcript is spliced from 8 exons. NCBI's taxonomy places the organism in Eukaryota, Viridiplantae, Streptophyta, Magnoliopsida, Brassicales, Brassicaceae. The coding region runs from base 1 to 3717 and encodes 1238 amino acids. Gene Ontology annotation, molecular function: zinc ion binding; nucleic acid binding.